AUGAACUCCGCGACAUCGUCACCGCCGUGUUCCUCAGCGCCACCUGAGGGUCAUGUGGCAGCAGAAGCAUCGGAGUCAAAUAUUUAUACAGCCCAACCGCGGUGGUCGCACGAUGACGAUGAUAGUGUGAGCGUGGUGCAAAGCACACACGACUACACACAACGCAUCUUCAAGACCAAGCCUCAGAGUGCGCAGUGGGUGCGAGGGUUGGCAGAGGAUGGCGAGGAAGACUAUCCCACCGGUGGCUUUCGGCGGCGCCGAGCUAACAUACACAAGUGGGAGGAGCUUGACGACACCCUUGACGAAGCGUUACAAGUCACCGCCCACGCGGAAACAUGGCGUCGUCAAUGGUUGCUUUACCCCAACAUCCUUGCAAUAGCCUACCUGUGCUUGAUCUUCGUGCGUAUGAUGAAGGGACUCCAUCGCUCUUACCGGCUCGAUUACCCCACCACGCCGUGGCAGCUGGAACUGUACGGGCGCCGGUACGGCGAGAACGGUGUCUCCUUCCUGAUGCGCGUCUGUGUGCCACUGGCGAUCCCGCACGCGGUGGGGGCAGCGUACACGCUGAGUCUAACGUACAUUAUUGGUGGGGCAGCACGCAGAUUCACUGCCCUGUGCGGCGUUGGCUUGUCGCUGCUGUCCAUGGGCGCGCUCUUCACGCAGAGCUCGCUGCUGUUCGCAUGUUGUGGCAUCUCGCCCUACAGUCAACGGUGGGAGUGCGACUUGCCAUUUGUCCUCCACCACGUCUGCAGCGCCAUUCGGGUGCUGUGCCCGCUGCUAGCGGUGUGGUGUGUGGCUCCGGUGCUGGACCAGCUGCGGGGCUGUGGCUACCGGUGGCGGUGCGUUCUCGCCGUGCCCUGCGUCAUGGCCUUAGCCUGCCUGGCCAGUUCCCUGUACGAUGAGGUGCCCUCGCACAGAAUGUUGGAUUUGGCGCACAUUUCGGUGCUCAUCGCCUGGCCUCUGUUCGUCAAGUCAUGUUGGAAGCAGAAACGCUUUGUAGCGGUGGUUACGACGGAGAAGCCGCACGAGAAGUAA
Leishmania braziliensis MHOM/BR/75/M2904 is the source of this 1035-nucleotide messenger RNA. RefSeq lists its product as hypothetical. The transcript has a single exon. Lineage: Eukaryota; Euglenozoa; Kinetoplastea; Trypanosomatida; Trypanosomatidae. The record is from RefSeq and is a predicted model, not a curated record. The coding region runs from base 1 to 1035 and encodes 344 amino acids.